AUGGCCUAUCUUAGCAAGCCAAUCGCCAAGCCUGGUCAACGUUGUGAAAUUGUCGGGGCUUAUCUGGAAAAGAUUCAACACAAUGGCCUGGAAGCGAAGUGUGAAAGCAUUACCAGCAAGCUCAGCUGCGCUGGUCAUUGCUAUCUUCCUGGGUGGGGACCCCGAGACGGAACGCAUCAAUGGUUGGAGACAUAG
Opisthorchis viverrini is the source of this 195-nucleotide messenger RNA. RefSeq lists its product as hypothetical. The transcript is spliced from 2 exons. The annotation marks the transcript as partial. NCBI's taxonomy places the organism in Eukaryota, Metazoa, Platyhelminthes, Trematoda, Opisthorchiida, Opisthorchiidae. The record is from RefSeq and is a predicted model, not a curated record.